AUGCAGAGUGGGGCGGGCAAGGGCUUGGAUUACAGCUCCACGCUCAAAGUGGUUCAGUGGUUUAUGCGUAUUUAUAAGAAGAGAGUAAAAGCUUGCGGGGGGAAAUCAUGGAAGAAAGAGAGAAAAAAUGCUGCUUUUGGAAGUGAGAGGGCGAGGAUAAAGGAGUUUAGAAACAUGGACUCCGAAUCACUGGACAGGUGCAUACAGAGUACCUUAUCCGUGCUCUACCCUCCGUUUGAGGCCACAGCAGCCACGGUUCUGUGCCAGGUUUUUGACGUGGUGGAGAAGACAUACCGCGGGGAUGGACUGCGCUACCUCAUAGAUUUCCUGAUCCCAGCAAAGCACAUCUUGCAGUGCAUUCAGCAGGAUGCCUGUGUUCAGUACAGUGGAUUGCUGUUCCACCAUGAAGGUUGGCCUCUCUGUGUCCAUGAGAAGAUUGUAGUCCAGCUGGCCUCCAUAGACUGGCGAGCCUUAAAGCCUGGUGACUUCUACCUGCAGGUGGUGCCCUACCUAAAGAAGUCGCCACGAAUAGUACUGAAAUGUCUGGCAAACGACAAACAUAAUGUCGAGGAAGUUGUGGUCCCAGAGGUCUCCUACACCUCUAUUUUUUCCGUGGAAUGGUUGGAGUCCAUCAAUGGAGAGCGGAUGGGUACAGCACUGGAAAAUUGUUUACUAGCCUCUGAUGAUAAAAUAUUCCGGGUUCCCUGGGAUAAAGUCGUCAAUCCUGAAUUUAUUGAUAAACCAAAAAUAAUUGAAAAUAAUAUCACAGCUCUCAAAAUGGCUAAAGAAUCUUCAAAUUUGUGCUUCCCAGUGGAGCAUCCCAAAUGCAACUCGCCUGCUCCUGGACGUCAAGCUUUGCAGGAGCAAGAAGUGAUGCAGGACAAUUUGGUCAUUAGCAGGACUGCUCAGGAGUCCGCUGACACCGUUGCCAAUGGUGUGAGUCCUGUGCCCCUGGAGGACUCUGAAAGCGACCCUGAAGGAGAGUACGUAGAGCUCACGGAAGUUUCAUUUCCAAGCUUUGGGCCACAAGUGGGCUCCUUAACCCAAUCGAUCGCCUUAAAUUCUAGAACUCAGCCCAGACGAAGAGUGAAUGUCUCUAAAGACAAACACAGGCGUAUUGUCCUUCGGGACAGUAGCACGUACUCCAAGAACUUGGUUUGUUCAGCACUUACACAAAAGCAGCACGGUCAGACGGACACACCGAGGGCCUCUUAUUCCGGGGCUCAUGAAAAUGGAAUUCAUUUGGAAAACAACAAAACGAUGCAACAUGGUGAAGUGUUACCAAAAAGUCAGCUGGAAUCAAAUGAUCCUGGCAGUGUGGGGAAUUCAGACUCCAGUUUUCACCUAGCUGCAUCUCCAGCCAGCAGUGCGGAGAGUUCAUCCUCCGUGGGGCAAGGGGCACACAGUGAGCACACGAUAGACUGGAGAUAUGCAAUGUGCAGUUACAAUGAUGUUUGUGCUGGAGACAGUGCUGAAUGCAAGGAACAAUUAAUAGAGACUCCUGGAAAAACGGAAGCUGAAAGCGAUGUCCGUGGGGCAGAAACUGGCAAAGACACCACAGAGCCGAGCCCAGAAGCACUUCCAUUUAAUGCUGCUGCUAGGGAGGGAAUGCAAAACCAAUUGAGAGCCCAUGAGCUCAGUGACAGCACCCAGGUGUAUUUUGCUCCUGUUUCUGUCACAGGACAUUCCACAGCACACUGCAGACUUGAGGAAGACUCUGGCCUUCAGAUUACAUCUGAAUCCUCAGGUCUGACAGAACAAUGCUUCCAUUCAUCAGUGGAUGUGCCAGAUAGAAUUGUAGAACACAAUCAUUGCAGUAAUCCGCUAGCAGAACAUAGUCCUCCGUUAAGUCAGCCCGCAAAGUUGAACCGAGGACAAGCAGACCAGUUAGGAGAGUUAAGCAGUGGAGUUGGUGUUGAGGAAGUCUGCAAAGAGACUGAUGAACCAACAUUCACUGAGAACGAGAAGCAGACUAGCCAUAGAUACUCCUCUGCUGUUGACAGGGGGAUGGAUGGAUACUUGCCACAGGACAAAGGACAGGAGGUCAUGGGCUGUACACAACAGAAAGUAGAAGAAGCCAAACUACUCCAAACCUCUGGGCUAAUAGAGAUCAGACAGACAGCAAACCGGCUAGAUAACAAUGGCACAAUGGUAGGUGUACAUACAGAGAGCUCCUGCCAAAUUGAAACCAAAAGGGAUGGAGAGAAAUGUGAGGAGAAACAAAGCUGUGUGGAAAUCCAGUGUCACAAAAGUGUAGCGAACUCUGUGCUAUUGCAAACCCCAAGGGAAGGGGUUGGCCUGGAACGUGUGGCAGGACGGGAUUUGCAAGGGGGGCCGGAGAACAAACAAGCUGCUCCUGAACAAGAGGGGUCAUGCAGAAGGACCAUCCCAAAGGCUGGGAAUGAGUCGGCAGCCUUGGAAACUCUAGACAUGCUGAAACCCAAAGCAGAGGAACUGGAGGCCACACUGCCAUCUUCUCCACCUACUGAUGGGGAUAACACUAAGAGGCCAAUGCAGCUGGCUGAAUGGAGCAGCAAUACAAAACCCACCCCUUCCAAGCAGGAAGCAGCUUCUCAGGAUUCACCUUCUAAAGGAACACGGCUGAAAGGGGGAGAAAAGAUAAAAGAAGAAAUGUGCACAGAUUCGUGGGAGCCAGUGGGUCGAGUCUGUUCCCCGGAGGAAGGCUCAGCAGCGGUUAUUCACCAGGAACCCCCAUCUUAUUUGGUACCCAGAAGUUUUCAAACUGCACCCGUCACAGCGAAGGACGUGAACCUCGACGUGCUCAUGAGUGGAGUUGCCUGUCUGCCAGGCACCAGAGACAAAUGUGGACGUGCAGUGGCCAUAAUCACCACAAGGAACACGAUUUGGCUAAACCCCCACUGCAACACCACCGAGCUGGUGCGCCUCCUCCUGUACUUACACAGCAUCCCAAGAGCAGAGUGCCGAGCUUUGGGCCUAACCAUUCUGGUAGAUGCUCGUCGCUGUUCACCGGUUCCUGCCCUUUUUAAGGCUUUCAGCUUACUCCAGGACAUGGUUCCUCAUUGUAUUCACGGAGUUCUGCUGCUUGUUGAAAGAGAUCUCACUUUUCGGAUGGAGAAGCCAACAGCGGUGCAGAUUGAACUUCUGCCCUCAAUGAAGUCCCUCCACAAGCACAUAGACAGCACACAGCUGCCACUGGAGUUGGAUGGAGCCUUCCCUUACUGCCAUCGGGACUGGUUAAGCUUUCGCAUGAAACUGGAGCAUUUGCUACAAGGAUGUCAAGGUGCUUGUGCUUUCCUGCAGGGGGCCAUUCAGAGGGUGGAGGCCUGUAGAUUACCAGAAAGAGCUGAGGAGGCCGGUGUUUUGUUGAGGAAUUAUAGGCAAUUAAUGAAGAACGUCCUUGAUGACACGCGGCUGGUUAAACUGCAGCUGGAGGGUGGAGCUCUUCUGGCUAGACUGAGGAAGGAGGAGUCCUGUGUUAUUGUCACUGAGGACUACAGAGACGCUCUGGAUGCUGCUAGCACACUUUAUAACCGAGUGGAUGAGGGUGUCCACCUACUGGUGAUGAUGUCAAACAAACGCAUCCAGGAGCUGGAGCUAGUGAUGGAAUUCGAGGCUUUUGAAGAAGGUUUUAGGGAGGUCAGCACUUGGAUCGAGAACGUUGGCGGGAAGCAGCUAAAGGAAAUGAUUGACCUGGACGAUUCUUUGGAGCUGCUGCUUCGAGCACAAAAGCAGUUCAGGGAAUUUGACCUUGUUGCCAGUGAAUAUUGUAGAAGGGGACAGGAAGUGUUAAAGAAGCUGGACAGGUGGGAAGAUUUUUCCUCUGCAGACGUGCGUGUUUAUGGACUCAAGCUGCAAACAUCUAGAAAUCAGCUGGAGGAGUUCUGCACCCGACUGGAUGACACCAGGAGUCGGAUUGGAGGGACAGUCAGGCUGUACGAAUUCUUCGACAAGCAAACAGACACUGAAAAUGCUCUUGCGUACGAGUGGGCGCUGGAGGGGAUGCGACACCUAGCCUGCAUCAGCAUGGAGGACUGCAGCUCCCCAGAGCACUGUGCGGCAGUGAUCAAGUGUUUGGAAAGCUACAAGGGACAGCACCCGGAAAUCAGCGAUGCCAAAUUCCAGGAGAUGAAAGAGCUGGCCUGUGAGCUGAAGAGCGACAAAGGGCUGAAGCAGUGGAAAUUUGCAUGGUCCAAGUGCCAGGAGACAAAACUGGUCUUUGAGAAGAAGCUAGAAGCUGCCCUGAGAACACGAAGGUCUCUGCUCUCUGAGCGGAAGCCAGGUGAGGGGGAGCACUCCAGCUGUGGUGGUGAGAGCAGCCGGCUGUCCCACAGGAGGCACUCGGAGGGAGCCAUCCCUGGGCUGCUUUCAGACAGGAGUCCCAGCGUGUCCCAUUUCUACAGCAGGCCAAACCGUUCUCCUGGGUGGACCAGGGAAAAAGCUCUCUCACCGUCCCUGAGCGGCUCCGGGGAUGUCAGUGCUGGGGAAGAACUGACCUCCCAAGCUGCUCCCAGCAGGAGUCCCCACUUGAGCAGGGUUUCUCUUGGUACAGUGGCCUGCGAGGCUCCAUGCGACAUGCCCGAGGACAAGCCAAACCUGGAGAGUAUUUUAGAAAUUCUUGAGGCGAAUUCAUCCUGCUCCACCGCGUCCGCCUCCAGGAAGCCACCAUCCAAGAGGACGCUGAAAAAGGCCCAAAGCUUUGAUCUUCCCUGCAGCGAGAGUCUGCGGUCCAGCUGCCAGAGGACUCUGAGCGAGCCGGCCAGGUACGGCAACACGGGAGUCUUCAUUAAGGGGCUGGAAGUGAGCAGCACGGAGCUCGCGGACAGGACUCACGCCGCAUGGCAGCAAGCCGCUCACAGCUGGGCUGCACACUGCCUGCCCGAGGAGCAGAGGAGCUACGGCUCCACGCCAGAGGCCAAGAGCCGGGGCAGCAAACUGCGGCACAUCAUCGACGAGAUGGUGACCACGGAGCGGGAGUACGUGCGGUCUCUGUGCUACAUCAUCGAGAGCUACUUCCCCGAGAUGGAGCGCCUGGACCUGCCCCAGGACCUGAGAGGGAAGCGCAGUGUCAUUUUCGGGAACCUGGAGAAGCUCUACGACUUUCACAGCCAGUACUUCCUGCGGGAGCUGGAGAGCUGCUGUAACCAUCCGCUGCGCGUCAGCCACGGCUUCCUCAGACACAAGGAUCAGUUUGGGAUGUAUGCGUUAUACAGCAAAAACAAACCCAAAUCCGACUCGCUGCUGGCCAGCCAUGGGAACACGUUCUUUAAGUUCAAGCAGGUGCAACUGGGGGAUAAAAUGGAUCUCGCCUCCUACCUGCUGAAACCCAUCCAGCGCAUGAGUAAAUACGCCCUGCUGCUGAAGGACCUGAUCAAGGAGUGCAGCGAGGCCCAGGAGCAGGAGCUGGGCUACCUCCGAGCAGCAGAGGAGAUGGUGAAAUUCCAGCUUCGGCACGGCAACGACCUGCUAGCCAUGGACGCCAUCCGAGAUUGUGAUGUGAACCUCAAGGAGCAGGGGCAGCUGAUGCGGCAGGACGAGUUCACCAUCUGGCUGGGCCGCAAGAAGUGCCAGAGACACGUCUUCCUGUUCGAGGACCUGAUUCUCUUCAGCAAGCCCAAGCGGAUCGAGGGCGGCUUCGACGUGUACAUCUACAAGCGCUCGUUCAAGACGGCUGACAUCGGCCUGACGGAGAGCACCGGGGACAGCGGCCUGCGCUUUGAGAUCUGGUUCCGGCGGCGGAAGUCCAGCGACACGUACGUCCUCCAGGCCAGCAUAGCGGAGACCAAGCAAGUCUGGACCAAGGACAUUGCCAAGAUCCUGUGGCAGCAGGCCACCCGCAACAAAGAAAUCCGCAGGCAGGAGAUGGUGUCCAUGGGGGUAGGGAACAAGCCGUUUCUCGACAUCACGCCCAGCGAGGCAGCUAUCAACGACCGCGCCAUCGAUUACAUCAUGAAGGGCAGAGGAGCUCGGACGAGGGCCUCCAUCGCAGUGUCUCUGUUUGACCACUCCAACCCCUACAAGAGAACCCAGACGCCGCUCUCCGCUGGCAGCACCCCUUCCUCCUACAGCCCGUCCUCCUCCUCCCUGCUCGGGCCCCUCAACCUGCACAUGUACCUGGAGCAGGCCCUGCUGCCGGGCGUGCUGGCCCCCAGCCGCCCCUUCCACGCCGGCGCCUGCAUCGAGGAGGAUGAGCAGGAGCACGAGACCAGCAGCCAGCCUUCGCUGACGACGGAGAGCUCCGAGUCCUCCCAGUGCAUGUCGGGCAGCGGCUCCAGUGGCUCCGACAGCGGCUGUGUCUCCAGCGUCCCCCAGGAAAGCUUCUGUGACGACGUGGGCUCGCCGGUGUACCCGCCGCUGGGCUCCCGGCACAGCUCCGCGCUGGACGAGAACCCCAAAUUCGCUAAAAGCCAGUCCAGGUCUGCGACAGCAGGCCCGGUCGCCAUGAGCCCCUCGACAGUCGUGUGA
Messenger RNA from Emys orbicularis (European pond turtle), 6444 nucleotides. It is a transcript of the gene PLEKHG4, whose product is annotated as pleckstrin homology and RhoGEF domain containing G4. The coding region runs from base 1 to 6444 and encodes 2147 amino acids. The transcript is spliced from 24 exons. NCBI's taxonomy places the organism in Eukaryota, Metazoa, Chordata, Testudines, Emydidae. Gene Ontology annotation, molecular function: guanyl-nucleotide exchange factor activity. The record is from RefSeq and is a predicted model, not a curated record.